Messenger RNA from Bubalus bubalis (water buffalo), 4749 nucleotides. It is a transcript of the gene LMAN1, whose product is annotated as lectin, mannose binding 1. The transcript is spliced from 13 exons. The coding region runs from base 39 to 1595 and encodes 518 amino acids. Gene Ontology annotation, cellular component: endoplasmic reticulum-Golgi intermediate compartment; Golgi membrane; COPII-coated ER to Golgi transport vesicle. Gene Ontology annotation, biological process: endoplasmic reticulum to Golgi vesicle-mediated transport; Golgi organization; endoplasmic reticulum organization. Gene Ontology annotation, molecular function: D-mannose binding. NCBI's taxonomy places the organism in Eukaryota, Metazoa, Chordata, Mammalia, Artiodactyla, Bovidae. The record is from RefSeq and is a predicted model, not a curated record.
CGCCCGCUCGCGCCGGCCGCCGUCUCCCAGAGUCCAAGAUGGCGGGGUCCAGGCGGCGGGGUACCCGGGCCGUGAUGCGGCCGUUGCUCUGCGCUCUGCUGCUGUGUGUCUGCCGUUCCGCGGGCGGCGACGGCCCGGGAGGCAGCCCCGGGGCGACGGGCGCCACGGACAUCCCGUCCGCGCCGCCGCACCGCCGCUUCGAGUACAAGUACAGCUUCAAGGGGCCGCACCUGGUGCAGAGCGACGGGAGCGUGCCCUUCUGGGCCCACGCGGGCAAUGCUAUUCCAAGUUCAGAUCAAAUCCGAAUAGCACCAUCUUUAAAAAGCCAAAGAGGAUCAGUGUGGACAAAGACAAAAGCAGCCUUUGAGAACUGGGAACUGGAGGUGACAUUUCGAGUGACUGGAAGAAGUCGCAUUGGAGCUGAUGGCCUGGCAGUUUGGUAUACGGAGAAUCAAGGAUUGGAGGGGCCUGUGUUUGGAUCAGCCGAUAUGUGGAAUGGUGUUGGAAUAUUUUUUGAUUCUUUUGACAAUGAUGGAAAGAAAAAUAAUCCUGCAAUAGUGAUUAUAGGCAACAAUGGACAAAUCCAUUAUGACCAUCAAAAUGAUGGUGCUGAUCAAGCUUUAUCAGGCUGCCAGAGGGACUUCCGUAACAAACCCUAUCCUGUCCGGGCAAAGAUCACGUAUUACCAGAAAACAUUGACGGUAAUGAUCAAUAACGGCUUCACACCAGAUAAAAAUGAUUAUGAAUUUUGCGCCAAAGUGGAAAAUAUGAUCAUCCCCGCCCAGGGGCAUUUCGGAAUAUCUGCUGCCACUGGAGGUCUUGCAGACGACCAUGAUGUUCUUUCUUUUCUGACCUUCCAAUUGACUGAGCCUGGGAAAGAGCCACCUACAGUUGAUAAAGAAAUUUCUGAAAAAGAGAAAGAAAAGUACCAGGAGGAAUUUGAGCACUUUCAACAAGAGCUGGACAAAAAAAAAGAGGAAUUCCAGAAGGACCACCCCGACCUUCAAGGGCAUCCUACGGAUGAAAUGUUUGAGAGCGUGGGAGACCGUGAGCUGAGACAGGUCUUUGAAGGACAGAAUCGUAUUCACCUUGAAAUCAAGCAGCUGAACCGACAGUUAGAUAUGAUUCUCGAUGAACAGAGAAGAUACGUCUCUUCCCUGACGGAGGAGAUCUCUAAGCGAGGAGCUGGAGCCCCAGGGCAGCAGGGGCAGACCUUUCAACAAGAACUGGAUACUGUUGUGAACACUCAGCAUGAGAUUCUGAGACAAGUAAACGAAAUGAAGAACUCCAUGAGUGAAACUGUCAGACUGGUGAGUGGCAUCGCGCACCCUGGGCCGGCGGCGGGCAUGUACGAGGCCACCCAGCACUUCAGCGACAUCAAGGAGCACCUGCACACCGUGAAGCGAGACAUCGACAGCUUAGCGCAGCGAAGCAUGCCGUCAAACGAAAGACCAAAGUGCCCAGAACUACCACCAUUUCCAUCGUGUUUAUCUACAGUGCACUUCGUUAUAUUCGUCGUGGUACAGACGGUGUUAUUUAUCGGUUAUAUCAUGUAUAAGACUCAGCAAGAAGCAGCUGCCAAAAAAUUCUUUUGACCACCAUUUUCAUGUGUACAUCAUGUAUGUAUGUACAAAAUGUCUUUUUGAGGGAAUUUAAGUAUUUAAAUUGCUUUUUAGUCUAAAUUAUUUUGUAUAAAAUAACUGUUUAAACAUUGACUUAAGAAUAAACCUUAAAGACAACCACAUGUAAAUUUGUGCAUAGUACAUAAAUCUAUUUAAAUUUCAGUGAAUUUCUGGCCAGUAGAAUACAGCCACUGCACAGAAUAUUGAUAAAUCAGAGGGUUAAAAAACAGAAAGGGGGAACCCCCAUCUAUGAAAGUAACCCGUAAGUCUCCAGUGUUGGAGGUUUCUGUCUUUAGCAUAAAUGCCCUCGCCCUCCUGCCCCCAAAGUAUGAGGUCUGAGAGCUACCCAUCAUGUUUAUUUUGUAACCAAAGUCUUUUUUUUAAGAGGCCAGAAUUUCCUGCUCCAAGACUCAGUGCUGCAGUCCUUAAAUCUAAUACAGCUCCCUUUGAAAUCAAAAAAUAUUUUGUCUGAGUGUUAGGAUUUGGGUAAUAGGAUUCAGAAUGUUUAUUAAAGCAUUUUUUCUCCUUCUGAUCAUCAGUGAUAUAUUUCACUUUUAAAGGAAAUUUGGGGGGAGAAUUAAGAGCUGCUCUUUGCCUGAAAAACCAUUUAGGUGGGAACAUUCCUCUGAUGAUGGUUUUUAUGGGUCUUUUACCUGGUGAGGUGUUCAUUUCAUGAUUGCUCAUAUUCUUGAAUGUCUGUGUUCCAGUAGAGUCAGUUCAAAAUUACGAAACUCAGUCUGCCUCCGUAUCGCUAAGCUCACCUCGGAUGGCGCGUGCUGAGGACACUUUAAGGCCACAGCACCUGCCCCUGCUUUCAGGCUGAGUCGCCCCACGCAGCGCGGCGUUGGUGACCUGCAUGUUAGUCGCGAGAAGGCAGGAGCAGCAGCAGUGUUAAAGUUUCUGAAAGCAAAAUCUGAAAAAUAGUGUUAUUACUUCUGAUUUCUUUGUUUUCAUGCCGGAACUGGGGGUGCUGCGCAACACGUGCUGGUGAGUGUGACCUGACUUGUCAGGAAGGAGCUGCUGUAGCCUGUACAUAGUUCCAGGUGUUAUAGAAACUGUCUGUAAAUGGCAUUUAAUUUAGUUUUCAUAGCUGAUGUAGACUUCAAAAUACUCUUACUUUCCCUUGUCUAGCUAGCUAAAAUGAUGCCUUUCGUUUGUCAUAGCACUGAAAAUAGUGCUGUUGAAUUCUUCACAGCUUUCAGAAAUUUGCUCUGAGUUGUUAUUUGCUGAUUGGACUGCCUGCCUAAAACCCACACAGAGACUCUGAAGAAGUCUGCAUUAGAGCAAUAGCUAACUAGUACUGCAUAUGCAGACAGUCCUAGCAUUGCUUUUUACAAAGCAUUUAUCCCAGAACACUGAACAAGAAUAUUCUAUUGCUCACUCACACACUUAUGACCACUUCAACGUAGAACUGCCCCACAGGUUUUUUUUUUCUUGUAGUGUUAACAUGUUGAAAUUCAUAUUUCAGAGACAUCAUCAUGACAGAAUUUACUCUUAUUCCAUGAAAAAAAAAUUAAUAGUUUCAGAAGAAUGUUUCAGUUGUAGACUGUGAGACUUGGAAAUCCUCUUGAGAUGAAAAAGCUGUAGAAUAUCCAGUAUUAUAAAAAUCCAGAGCCACGUGUGCCUGAACUUAAAAGAAUAGAUCUAUGCAGUGUACAUUUUCCAGGCUAAAUUUCAAGAGGAAUUGUUGCAAUCAUUUCUGAUACAAGUGAAGACAGCUAGGAUGAAAGAGCAUACGCGUGAAUGUUUCUUUCUUUCUUACUAAUUUAAUUUGCUAAAAAAAAAAAAAAAUCAGUAAGACGGUUCAUACAAGUUAUUAUUGUUGGAAAUUUGGUUUGUUUUCCUCAGAGUGACUGACUUCAAGUAGUUCAUUUCUGUUUUUUAAAAAAAGGUGUUUGCUAUGUGGGAAAAUCAAUCACUGCCAGGAUUCUCUCAUUUCUGUACUGUUUUAUAGAAUUGAAUUUUAACUUUUCUCACACCAGCAAGUAUUUUACAGGUGCCUUGGAUUAAAACAAAGUUGAUUUUACAAUUUUACUGUAAAUCUUUGUGCUUCUGCCACUUUAAAAAAGAAAUGCAAUUGUAUAAUGGUUAAUACUCUUAUUUAAUGUACCUUUUGUGUUCUGAUUGUUUGAAUGUUUUAUUCGGCCUGAACCUUUACUGUGAGGGCACGGUAUUCUGUCACGUAGUAAAGAGACAUCAGUGUUUCUCAGACUGAGGUCUGUGAGCCCUCUGAGUCCUGGGGCGCUUGUGAAGAACGCAGAUGCCAGAGCGCCAUUCCCCACCACCUGCAUCAGAACUCCGCGGUGGGAGCUACAGAGAAUCGUUUUCAGCAGGUGACUCUGAGCACACUACUGUUUAAGAACCACUGAGACGAGGGGGAGUGAAAGAAACACGGGUUUGUGUAGUUUUACAGCUGAGCUGAGAGCUAACGUAACAUUUUCAUCGUCAGCGACAUGAGCACAUGUGCACUGAUUUCUUUAUACUUAGAACGUAUCACUUAACGUUCUUUUCGCCGAAACUCUUGGUUUAUCAGCAGCUACAAACUAAACCCAGGUUGCCGCCUGUGGCUCUCGGUACUUUGGUUGACGGCUCUUACAAAAUCAUCUCCAGAUCAUGGUCAAGCCAUGGAAACCCCCAUCUUCGCAUCUGCCUGCUAGAGCGUUUGCUUUUCCUGAUUGUGGUUUUUGUGACAUUUUCUCUCAGACAGUUGUACUUUUUGAUAACUUGGGGAAAACAAAAAUUACUUGAAUAAGGGAUUGCCUGACUCACUGCAUCGCAGAGACACAGUCUUUGUAAAGAACGUAAAUGACAGUUGUGAAUAGUAAGAUGUGAUUAUCUUUUUCCUGUCCAUGUGCUCAUUGCAGGGAGAUAGUGAACAAAUGAUUAUACUGGGGAUUUUUUUAUUUAUAAGAUCUAAUGUAAAAUCACCACUUGGAACUUUUUAGAUCUGUAUGUUGCCUGUUUAAUAUAUUCUUUUAACGUUUAAAAGGGUUUUCUAUCCAUUGUUAAUUUCAGUUAAGUGACAUUUCGUCGAGUGUUUUUUUUCCUAAUUGUUAAUUUGAUGCUAGCUGGAAUUCAAAAGAUGACAUUGACCUUACUCAAAUAAAGAAAUAUUUUAGUAAACUUA